UGUCGUGCUGUGUCGUGCACUUGCGUCGUGCUGCCCGUGCAAGGUAUUUAUUGGAUUUGUAGUUUGCACCAUCUGGCCAUACUGACCAUACUAUAGAAGUAGGUUGUACCGACGUUGUGUCGUGAUGUCAAAAGAAAAGGUAGCUAAAUUGGAUUGCGUGUUCAUUCGUCGCUUCAAAAAAUGCCUUGCGAUCAUGUUUCCUUCGUGGACGGAAACUUCAACCAUUCUCUUGGUUCUCCUUUUAGGCCUAUCCUUUUUACAACAAGCAUUGUACUACAAUUCUGGUCUUAUUCCAAGUCAAUAUAUACAAGUGUUAGUGGAUGAAGAUCAUGCUGAAUUUCAAAAUGUUGUCUUCAAUUCUAUUGUUAUAAUCAUCAGUACUGCUUUGGUGAAAAGUCUGGUGAUGUUUGUGGGUGGAAUCCUUUACAUUAAUUGGCGUGGAAGUCUCACAAAGUUUAUCCACAAAUUUUACUUUGCUGACGACAACUAUUAUAAACUAAAUGUCUUACAAAGAGACAUUGACAACUUAGAUCAACGUAUCACGCAAGAUGUUGAUAAGUUUUGUAAAGAGUUCAGUACCAUUUUCUCAACUCUUGUCAUAUCCCCUUUUAUCAUUGGUUAUUAUACAUAUCAAUGUUAUGACAGUACCAAAUACAUCGGUGUUGUCAGUAUUUAUGGAUAUUUUAUCCUUGGAACAAUCUUCAAUAAGAUUCUCAUGAGUCCAAUCAUUAAACUGGUCUUUCAACAAGAAAAACUCGAGGGAAAUUUUCGAUUCAAGCACAUGCAAAUUCGUGUCAAUGCUGAAUCAACGGCGUUUUACAAUUCUAGUCUGUUGGAAGAAAAAAGGACAAAUAUUAAGUUGGAGAAUUUGCUCCGAGUUCAAUAUAAAUUGAUUGCGUAUCAAUUAUUUCUUCAAUGCUCUGUAAACUUCUUUGAUUACUCAGGCUCUAUAGUCAGUUACAUAGUCGUGAGUAUCCCAGUAUUUAGGGGUGACUUUCACCAUCUCGAUGCGGGCGAACGGGCUGCAGUUAUUAGUAAGUAUUCAUUUGUAUCGAUCUAUCUCGUCAAUUCUUUCUCCCAACUUAUUGAUUUGUCCAAUAAAAUUUCCGACAUUGCUGGCUAUAUCUUCAGAAUUGGCGAAGUUUUGGAGUAUUUUAAAGAUAACAAGAAAUCAUUUGGCACGUCGUCUCAACAAGGAACUGUGUUUAUUGAUAAUGACGAUGAUUUGUCAGACGGUGUACUAUUCAAAUUGAGAAAUAUCACAUACUCUACACCGUUUACCUCUGAUAAACAGUUAGUUAAAGAUUUAAACCUCGAAAUUGUACUAGAAGAAAAUAUUCUAAUCAAUGGAAAAACUGGUAGUGGUAAAACAUCGCUGCUACGAAUAUUGAGUGGAAUUUCUCAACCUGACUUCGGAAAUAUUCUGAGGAAGAAAAGUGUUUUGGAAAAAUUGUCUGUCCUGUUUCUGCCUCAAAAACCGCUUCUAACCGACGGCUCUUUAAAACAACAGGUCAUAUACCCAGAAGAUGAGGAUGCUUGUUUAGACGAUCUCCUUGAAUCAAGAAGAAACGAAAAGAUCGAAAAGUAUCUUGAACUCGUUAAUAUGACUGAAGUUUGUCAACGUGUUGGUGGUAUUGAUCAUAAGGUUGAAUGGAACUGGGAGGAUGUUUUGUCUCCUGGUGAGAUGCAAAGAUUGUCGUUCGCACGAUUAUUUUAUCAUCAACCUGUUUGCGCGGUACUUGACGAGGCCACUAGUGCGUUAGAUGUAGAAACUGAAAAGGAGAUGUAUCAACUGUGUCAAUCUUUUGAAAUAACACUCGUCUCUGUAGGACAUCGUGACUCAUUACACCAGUUUCAUCGGAAAAUUUUGUUUCUUGAUGGUAAUGGUGGCUGGCUACUGCAUGCUCUUCCUCAAUCAUGACAUUUUUUUAUUAAUCUUUGCGAAAAAUUAAAUGAAAUUUGUUUUUAUCUUCUUCAGUGAUUACCAAGCAAUAACUGAAGCUGUAAAUUACUUUAAAGGAUUUAUUUGCUAUUAAUUUCUGUUUAGUGAAUUGAAAAUCAUUAUUGAACUUUCGCUAAA
Xenia sp. Carnegie-2017 is the source of this 2080-nucleotide messenger RNA. Its product is annotated as lysosomal cobalamin transporter ABCD4-like. Gene Ontology annotation, biological process: peroxisome organization; very long-chain fatty acid catabolic process; fatty acid beta-oxidation. The coding region runs from base 125 to 1921 and encodes 598 amino acids. Gene Ontology annotation, molecular function: ATP binding; ATP hydrolysis activity; long-chain fatty acid transmembrane transporter activity. The record is from RefSeq and is a predicted model, not a curated record. The transcript has 21 exons. Gene Ontology annotation, cellular component: peroxisomal membrane. NCBI's taxonomy places the organism in Eukaryota, Metazoa, Cnidaria, Anthozoa, Malacalcyonacea, Xeniidae.